This is a messenger RNA of Aplosporella prunicola CBS 121167, 372 nucleotides long. RefSeq lists its product as uncharacterized. Bases 1 to 372 code for a protein of 123 amino acids. The transcript is spliced from 2 exons. Lineage: Eukaryota; Fungi; Ascomycota; Dothideomycetes; Botryosphaeriales; Aplosporellaceae. The record is from RefSeq and is a predicted model, not a curated record.
AUGCGCUCGCUGCUGAACCUCGUCCUCCUGUUCCUGGGCCUCGCCCUCGGCGCCUCCGCGCAGUUCCAGUUCUUCGAGCAGAUGUUCAACCACGGCCCGCAGCAGCACCACCGGCAGCAGCAGCAGCCCCAGAACGUGCCGAGCGACCCUAGCUGGUACCAGCAGCGCUACGACGAGGCCCACUGCGACAAGUACCUCUGCCCCGGCACCCUCGCCUGCGUCCACUUCCCCCACCAUUGCCCCUGCGCCUUCCCCGACGUCGAGGACAAGGUCGAGCUGGGCGAUGGCAUUGCCGUCUGUGCCAGCAAGGGCGGCUACAAGAAAGACGAGACUAUUCGGAAGAUUGAGUUGGCCAGGAAGGGUCUCCUGUAA